This is a messenger RNA of Euleptes europaea (tarantolino), 978 nucleotides long. It is a transcript of the gene SCD5, whose product is annotated as stearoyl-CoA desaturase 5. The coding region runs from base 1 to 978 and encodes 325 amino acids. Gene Ontology annotation, biological process: lipid metabolic process. NCBI's taxonomy places the organism in Eukaryota, Metazoa, Chordata, Lepidosauria, Squamata, Sphaerodactylidae. The record is from RefSeq and is a predicted model, not a curated record. The transcript is spliced from 5 exons. Gene Ontology annotation, molecular function: oxidoreductase activity, acting on paired donors, with oxidation of a pair of donors resulting in the reduction of molecular oxygen to two molecules of water.
AUGUCAAACCCAGGAGCUGACAGCGCGAUGGAUGGAGAGAGGAAAAUGCCUGCCUUCGAUGGGAGAGAAGAAGGCUCGGCAGACCAAAGCGAAGGGAAAGUUGGACGGCCGCAAGAAAUCGUCUGGAGGAACGUCGUCCUGAUGGCCCUGCUCCACGCCUCCGCCGUGUAUUCCCUGGUCCUCAUACCCAGGAGCCACAUCUUCACCCUCAUCUGGGCUUACUUAUGCUUCAUAGUGACCGCCCUGGGAGUGACAGCGGGGGCCCACCGCCUGUGGAGUCACAGAUCCUACAAAGCCAAGCUGCCUUUACGGAUAUUCCUGGCUGCGGCCAACUCUAUGGCCUUUCAGAAUGAUAUUUUCGAAUGGUGCCGAGACCAUCGAGUGCACCACAAGUACUCAGAGACGGAUGCUGACCCACACAAUGCCACACGCGGAUUCUUCUUCGCCCAUAUCGGCUGGCUCUUUGUCCGAAAGCACCGAGACGUCAUAGAAAAAGGGGGGAAAUUGGACUUCAGCGACCUGCUGGAAGACUCUGUUGUUCGGUUUCAAAGGAAGUACUAUAAGAGUUCAGUAGUGCUGAUGUGUUUUGUCGUUCCUACUCUUGUGCCUUGGUACUUCUGGGGGGAGACCUUGUGGAAUUCCUACUUUCUUGCUUCGAUCCUCCGUUACACCAUCUCACUCAAUGUCAGUUGGCUGGUGAACAGUGCAGCUCACAUGUAUGGCACUCGGCCAUAUGAUAAGACCAUCAACCCUAGACAGAAUGCAUUCGUCACUGUAGGGGCCAUUGGGGAAGGUUUUCACAAUUACCACCACACCUUUCCGUUUGAUUAUUCAGCGAGUGAGUUGGGCUUGAAAUUCAACCCGACCACAUGGUUCAUUGACUUCAUGUAUUGGCUGGGUCUGGUCACCGAGCGAAAGCAGGCUCCCAAGGAGAUGAUCCAAGCCCGCAAAGAGAGGACUGGAGAUGGCAGUUCUUGA